CGACGAAACACGUAAAGCCGUUCAUAAAAGUCUUUGUGAUGAUGUCACAGAUGAAGUCGCUCGCACACUUUGUAAUUCUCAAGAAAAAGACGGAUCAUUCACCCUACAUAAACAAAUUUCUGACCAUCUCAAAAUCAAUUCAAUCGAUAAUGCUGUUGAAUCUCUCAAACGUUAUGUUGGAAGUUUGUACUUGAGAAGUUGUGAUUCUCCUCUAUGGUGUACAGCUAUUACAGUCACGUAUUUAAAAACCGUAUUACCUGACUGUGAGAAAGAGUGGAAGCCUGCCUGUGAACGUGCAGAAACAUGGAUUUGUCAAAAAUGUAAAAGCCCUGAAGAGGAAAAAGAAUUGUAUGCUGCAUGCGACCAAUUCUUAAUUAAACAAGGUAUCAAAGUCCUUAAUGAAAAAAAUAGACAACCACGCCUUUCUAAAAGACGAUCAGUAGUUAAAGGAGAAACCAUUCAAGUUAUUACACUUGUGGCAGAUGAUGAAACUCGUAAAGCUGUGUAUGACUUCCUUCGUUCUCAAGCUAGCCCAGAUCAUCCUCGUACGCUUAUAACUUCUCAGGAAAAUGAUGGAUCAUUCCCACUUCACGCUUUAAUUUCUGAACAUCUUCAGAUCCCAGGAGUUUAUGUUGGUGAACCUAUUAAGCGCUACGUUCGCAGCCCAACUCUAAGAGGAUGCGAUGCCUCCGUUUGGAAUACAGCAUUUACAAUUACAUACUUUACUAUCGUGUUAGAUAAAUAUGAACCAGAGUGGCAGUCAGCACGCCAGCGUGCUUCAGCAUGGGUAUCCGAACAAAUAAAUGAUCCCGAAUUAGAAAAAGAAUUAUUCUCUGCAUGUGAGCAAUACUUGUUUGAAUUAGGCUUUGACCUCCUUAACAAUACCAAAGAAACAACCAGAUCUGUUGAUGUCCCACCCACUC
Molecule: messenger RNA, 923 nt
Organism: Cetraspora pellucida
Lineage: Eukaryota; Fungi; Glomeromycota; Glomeromycetes; Diversisporales; Gigasporaceae
Source: the annotation of a GenBank genome assembly